UUCUCUCUCUCCCUCCCCCUCUCUCUUUCUCCCUCUCUUCCUCUGUCUCUCCUCCCUCUCCCUCGUACGCCGGUGUGCCCUUCCCCCGUCCCUCACGGCUCGCCGCACCAACCCUCUCGCGUGCGCCUCGGCGCCUCGUCCUCCUCCGGUGCCGAUGCCGCAGUACUGACUGCUUUCCGCGGAAGGUGGAAACCCGUGUAACGCGGCCGUAUAUAGAUUUUCAAUUAGUCAAGGGGCGGCCGCGGAGGAAAUUAUGUGUCGCGUGUCGCCGCGAGUACUUGAAAGACCUGUCGCCUAGGCCGCCGCUACCCGUCGUUAACCCGGUGCUUUUUGGAUUUUCCUACUCCGCGCUACCUGCCGACGCAAUUCUCGUUGCGCGCGCGAGUGGCGAAACCGCGUGCGUCGCGUCGCGUCGCGUCGCGUCACGCGCGUGUUGCGUCCGGUGACAACUGGCCAACGUGGAAAGAUCGAUUUCUCAUCGGCGACUCUCCGGAGCGCGUUCGAGAGAGGAAAAAGAGAGGGAGAGAGAGCAAGCGCGUGUUCGCCGCGGCCGAGUGUUUACCAGGAUCACGUUGUGGACUCGAUUCUUCCCCUUCUCCUGUCCGUCUUAGGCGAGGAGCGAUGACUACUCGUCGCCAGUGACGACGGUCGCGGGAGUUAGGAGAUAGGUCGAUCUCCUCCGCCUGCCACGUCGCGUCGCGUCGCGUUGCGCUGCGCUGCGCCGCGCCGCGCCGAGCGCAUCAUCAUCGCGGAGCAUCCCCGGCGAUCUUGGAGAACCAGGAUCACCCGCGGGAGCGAGGAUGUUGCGCGCGGCCUUCGCCGUCCUACUGCCCCGGCUCCUCGUAUUGUUGUCGCUGCUGAUCUAUUCAGGCGUCGUCGUCGUCGUCGUCGUCGCCCUACGCAUGACGUCCCUGCAGAUACCGGAGCACGUCGUGCUGAAUGAGACGGUGCGCAUGCAGUGCAACUUCAACUUGGACAAAGCGCCAUUGUACUCCGUGAAGUGGUACAAGGACGGCCACGAAUUUUAUCGCUAUACACCCCGAGACGCGCCCGUGGUGCUAACGUUCCCGGUGCCUGGCGUAAACGUAAACAGGGACGAGUCCACCGAGAGUUCGGUUGUCUUGAACAACGUGAAUCUGACGAGCUCGGGGAGGUAUCGAUGCGAGGUGUCGGGCGAAGCUCCAGCCUUUGAUACAGUCUCUGAUCACGGGGACAUGACUGUAGUCGUUCUACCUAACGAAGGACCGCAGAUAACCGGUGGUCGUUCCAAGUAUCAGGUGGGCGAUGUCGUUCACAUGAACUGCACGUCGGCACCUUCUAAACCACCUGCGCUAUUGUCUUGGUUCAUCAACGACGAGCCGGCCAACACCGACUACCUGACAGGGCCCGAUAUCGUCAACGAGGAGAACGGUCUGGAGACCGCGAGACUCGGUCUGAAAUUCCGCGUCGCGAACAAGCACUUCAGGCGAGGCGACAUGAAGCUAAAGUGCUUGGCCACAAUAGCCACGGUCUAUCUACAGAGCAACGAGGAGAGCGUGGAGGGCGACGAGAGCAUUCUGAAAACGCCUAUAAUAGAGAGCCGCGAGACCCGGGCGCAGAGCCACACUCGCGAGGACCUGACGAACGGAUCGGCAAGUGUCGCAGUCCAAUGGACGAUCCUCGUCGUAGCCCUGAUCACAUCGAUCGCAGCCGCGCGAUAAUAACGACGAAGCGUCCUUCUUUUCCUUUCUUUCCUCUCAUCCUCUCUUCCUUUUCCACGUCGCUUCCUAAUCAUGUAAAUGUUAGGAGAGAUAUCGGUUUUCACCCUAUCUACUACUAUAAUUCCUAAUCCGCGUAACCGUAAGUAACGCGACAUGCAUAUAAUAAGUGUACGUCCAUUUAGGCGUCGCCGCGGCGUACGGUGAAGUCUACGAAUUAGGCCGAGUCUACAACAGGUGUAGUGAGCCUCAAACCGUAAGGAACUGGACCGAUCACGGUCAAUCGGUCUCCUUGUGUUCGACCGCGAUUGGUCGGCUACACUUAUCGUAGAUCCGGUUUUACGUGCGCUCUAGGCUCUAAAUGUUAAUUCUCGUGCCCACGCGCGGGGCAGACGAUCCGACCCUCCCCCGCGCGUCCGUUUAGAUCGUCCAAAGCGUCUCUCCAGCGGGAAACGCGUCGCGGAAAAGGCGGCGCCUUUUGUAUCGCUUUCGAGAUACGAUUCGAUGUUAUUCUUACUAUGAUCUUUACAAAGGGGUUUUCUAUUUUCACGACAUAUCAUUUCCAUUCAUCCGGCGGUCGCGCGUCCUUCGCCGCGAUCCUCCCAAAACCGAACGAUCCCCUUGGGCCCCCGCAGCUUGGACCCCGCGAAUACGCUUUCACCGGAAUCGCUGUCGUCCACCCACUUCCCGUAAAACAUAAUACGUCGUCCACUCCUUCCUAUAAAACGUAAUAUGUUACACAAUAUAUACAAAACUUGCUGUAUCUGCCCCGCUUCUCGGCCAUUUCCCCGUACGAAAGCAGAGUUAUAUGAUAAUAGUAAAACUAGUAGGUCCACUCCCUGUCGGCACAGACCUCUACAUACUACUAAAGUCUGUCAGUGACACGCCGAUGUGCACACAUGCUGCUUUAUUCACGUAACAAGACAUGGCGGAACUCUUGCCUCACUUUUCAGCUCGAAGGUAGCAGUCUAAUAAUGUAUAGAAGCCCGUAUCUGUCGGUUCCUUUGAUCUUUGCGGUCCCGAUCGCAUUCCGCCAUGUCUUUGGUCCAAAUCCAGCGGCGUAUGUGUGUGUGUGUGUGUGUGUGUGUGUGUGUACCAACGACGUAUAUACACAGACCAAGCAUUCUGGUCUGCAGAGUGAAGCCAAAAGUUGGAGACAGAGACAAUUGAUUUGUGCCUGCUGCUUUCUCACUUUAAUAAGCUAGAGUGAAAAGGCAGUAGGCACAAAUCAACUAUCUCUGUCUCCAGCUUCCGACUUCGCCCGCUCCAUAGCAAAAGCAUGGGAAUGCUUGGUCUAUGUAUACAUGUCGUUGGUGUGUACUCAUCAAACUACACUACAGCGCACACACAACUUUUCUCUCAUUGGCUGGAUCAACAAAAUGUCGGGUGCGCAGAUCACCGCAAAACGAAGCAAUUGACGGAGCGGACCUACCAGUUAUACCUACUGUGAUAAUAGCCACGAGGGCGAUCGCGAGCGAUUAUUUUAUGCUCGCACACGGUGCGACAAGUCAUUCGUACGAUCAAUCUCGAGGGAAAGGCGAACACGAUGAGAAUCUACUCACGCGGGAAUUUAUUUCGGGAAACGAACAAAAUAUUUCGAUCCGUUAGAUUCGUCUAAUUUGAAAUUAAUUUACUCGGAUCUCGCGGCAGCAGUUUGUCGAGACGUCGUUGAACUUUCCCUCCUCCCCCCCCCCCCAACCGUUUCCA
Messenger RNA from Vollenhovia emeryi, 3404 nucleotides. RefSeq names its product cell adhesion molecule 2-like. The transcript has 6 exons. The record is from RefSeq and is a predicted model, not a curated record. Bases 801 to 1700 code for a protein of 299 amino acids. Lineage: Eukaryota; Metazoa; Arthropoda; Insecta; Hymenoptera; Formicidae.